Molecule: messenger RNA, 2240 nt
Organism: Pocillopora verrucosa
Lineage: Eukaryota; Metazoa; Cnidaria; Anthozoa; Scleractinia; Pocilloporidae
Product: trace amine-associated receptor 13c
Biological process (GO): G protein-coupled receptor signaling pathway
Cellular component (GO): plasma membrane
Molecular function (GO): G protein-coupled receptor activity
Source: RefSeq, a predicted model, not a curated record
UUGUCUUUCGCUUGGAUUAUCACAUAUGAAUUGUAAACUUGCCACUUUACAAGAAUACAGUGAUCCCAUGCAUGCAGUCCACGGUUACUCUGAUUCGUCCGAUGAUGAUCGUGCUAAACGAACGAUUAAUUGCAAGGCGUAAGUCUUACGUAUUCAGUUUUAGCCGGAGCAUGGCGUUAAUUAAAGGCUAUGGUUUUCACAUUCGACAUAUGUAACAGUAGAAGAAAUGGUGUCGUUCGCGUGAUAAAAAGUGCACGAGCCAGGUGGAACACGAACCAAAACGACAAUUGCUCAACUUCUACCCAGUGUCAGAUCGAAAUUGACAAAGGCUGAAGUCAAUUGAGCAGAUAAAGAAAUGAACGAGACAAUCGUCGUGACGUUUUGUCAGUGUUCGGACUUAAUAUCAAGAACUUUGAUGAUUGCCACGGCUAUGAUUGGAAGCAUUUUUGGCAAUGGCAUAAUUUGUAUUUUAUUUAUUCGGUUCAAGACGUUGCGUACAGUGCCAAAUAUCCUGAUCGUCAAUUUGGCCAUCAUAGACAUCCUCAAUGGACUCACUAACAUGCCUCUCUUCAUCAUGUGGUACAUUUGCAAGGUGUAUUUCCUCAAGGGUCGUGCACUUUCUUGGUUCAUAGUGACAUGGUAUGUGCUGUUCAUGUACCUGACAGUGGUCAAUCUCACUGUGCUUACAUUGGACCGAUUUGGGGCCAUUGUGUUUGGCUUUCGCUACCAUUCGUGGAAGACGUUAAAAAAGGGAAAAAUAGCAGUACUCUUCGUUUGGGUUCUGGCGGCUGCUUACACGUAUGGCAUGUUUAUACUGGGGCUUAACUUUGAUAUUGGAGAUGCACCUGUGCUCGAGUACAGGAUACACUACUUAAAAAACUUUGGAAGAUAUUUUAUUGUUCCUGGUUAUUUGGUUCCAUUCUCUAUCAUGCUUAUUUUGGGAGUCAUGAUUUGGCGCACGGUAUGCAACCAUAGAAGGAGGUUGUCGACACUCUAUCCACAUUUAAAGCAAGUUAGAAGUGAUGUUAAGACGGCCAAGACAAUUGCCCUGACUGUAUUAGCCUUCCUCAUUCUUGGUGUUUUGCCAAUGGCGUUACACAGCGUCGCAAGAAAGCACGGAACUUGGCUUAAUUUCCUUGCGUAUUUUCUUAUGGAUUUGAACAGCAUGGUUAAUCCUAUCAUUUAUUCGUUAAGGACUCGAAGGUUUCGCAAGGCUUUUUUGCUGUUUCUUAAAGAUCCUUUUGGCACCUCACAACCGCAUAUGACAUCCGUGUCACUACAGCAGAAGAAAAAUACUCGAAAGACAUGAAAGCACAACAGUCAAGUUAAGGACAUAAAAACAAAGAGGAGAUGUUAAAAUAUCGAUGUUCCCAUUCGACGAAUUCAGAAAAACAAAAACGGAUUUUACGGAAUGUUUGGUCUAGAAAAUGUACUUUCAAAUACUGCACGGAGCCAGGUCUAAGCUAGAUAAUUGCCUUUGUGAAGAGUAUUGAAGCGACCACUGGAAAUUUCUUGAUGUUUUAGCUUAUCUAUUCAAGACUGAAGCACUUACCUUAAAUCAAUACAUGUGUGAAUGUUGGCGGCAACCAAACAGUGAAGCAAGUGGUUUUGCGAAUGUUUUAUUUAAGUGCUAAUUCUUUUGUUGAUUGGUUCGACUACAACUUAAAACACACAGAGAAAAUAUGGAGCGAUUUAAAAUUUAUAACAGCUAGACUAUCAUCUGUGACAAGAUCUGCACGAAGGCUUCCAACAGCGUUCUCCAGAAGACAACCGAAAAGAAUCAGCUGUAACUGAGAGCGCGUUUGAUUUAAAACGAUUUAUUAUAUUUCUUAGAACUGAUAAUCUAUCAUUUAACAUUUCAAAGAACAGGACAUUCCCAGUAAUGGAGGUAACACUCUUUCGGUCCAUCUAGUUGUUUACCCUCUCUCCAGUCCUUAUCUUUUUUAUGAGACGGACUUCGCUUUCCGCGUCUAUCGUCCCGCCCAGCAAUUCCUUUUUUACAAGUAGAUGGAAAAGUACAGUAACACAAGUAGGACUUUUUUGUUUCCUGAUAAAACAAAUGAGCGAUCCCUCCUUUAACAGCUGCACAUGUCACUCCCACUAAAACAUAACCCUUAAAGACGAAAAAGAUAAUGAUGUAGAUUUUAGAAUUAAUGAUACAUGAACAUGUAAAGAAAAGCUUUUACUUCAUCCUAUCAUUGGUACCUCGGCGGCACUCCUUACACAGGGAGUUUACUUAU